This is a messenger RNA of Cladocopium goreaui, 2062 nucleotides long. NCBI's taxonomy places the organism in Eukaryota, Dinophyceae, Suessiales, Symbiodiniaceae. The record is from the annotation of a GenBank genome assembly.
CUGACUUUGUGGAACGAAAUGCAGACCCAAACGUAGCUCACGCAUGGUGAGUGUCGGGAUUGAUUGCGUUUGGCCCCUGAGCGAUUCCAUCGCGGAAUCUUGACAUGGGGAAAAGGGGGCAAAGCAAAUCUGAUUCCCUCAAGGAAUCAGACCGCAAAAGAAAGAAAAGAGAUGAGGCUACUCCACAGAAGGCAUCAUUAUCUUCAAAGAAGGCGAAAGAGGAGUCGAACGCCAAAAAGCCUGACCAAAUAAACAAGAGCAAAGGGGAUCUGCAGAAUCUGAAAAAACAAGAAGAGAAAAAGGAAACCAAAGAGCCGAUUAACCCCAAAUCUGAAGAUGCCAAAGAUGAGGACAACGAAGAGGAAAGUCGACAGUUGGAUGCUCUCCUUGGCGAUGCACCUGAUGUUUCUGCUGAGAAAGGUUUUAAGCGCAAGCAAAGAGAAGAGGCCGCAUUGCUACAGGUGCCGCCGGUGGAAACAGACACAGAAUACGAUCAGCCCGACAUUUCCACCUUCCCAGAAAAGCUUGUCAUAGAGGGGUCUUCCUACGACAAGCUGGAUGGCAUGUACAGGAUCUUGCCCGAGCCAAGCCGGGGGAGGCCCGCCUACUGCAAGGUAGGCAGCAGCAAGAACCUGUACCUGUACUGGUAUUCUGGAAAACGUUGGCAGAUUGGCUUCGAGUUUGGGGCGAAGAAGUGCGUAGCGAGCAUCCAAGAUCGUGGCGCUCUUAAGCCACCUCUUGACCCAUAUCCGCACACAUGGAAGGCAAUCGAGAAGAAUUCAGCAGAUGGUGUCAAGAAAGAAAAACCGGCCAAGGACAAGCUGAAGUGUCUCAGAAUGCGGGUCGUUGAGGAGAGACUCCGGCAAGCUGCGACUGAUUUUCUUGAGGAAAUGAGUCCAGCUGUAGAGUCUGCGCAGAAGAGCAGGUAUGAGACUCAGAUGACUCCGAUGGCUCAGGAGAAAGAGGAUAGCCAAGAGCCUGAACAGGAGCCGUCUUCAUCGUCACAACCAUCAGCGCCCUCCAAACCCGCACAAUCAAAGACCAAAACCAAAGCAGUGAAGAGGCCUUCCCCAAAGAAGCCUGCUGUGUCAAAAGUGCCUAAGAACUUGGUCGUUGAUGAAGAAGCAGCCAUCGUGAUGAAGCAUCAACAGAGUGACAGCGAUGACGAGUCCAAGGCAACAGGGAAGGCCACAUCUUCACAGCCUUCGGACAGCAACGCAGAAACCUCUGACAGUGAGAGCGACAAUGAGUCAACCUCAUCCGAAUCGGUCUCAGAAGAGGAACCAGAUGCUGAUUUCGAGGCCAUGGGUGAACAAGCUCAAAGCAUCGUAAAGAAGCUCAAGAAUUUUGAAAAAAAUCAGGCGGUCACCAAGUUUAACCAACUGAUGCAAGUACAAAGGAGUAAAUCAAAGAACGGCAGCUUGAUUCCGUUUAAUGGCUGCAACGUCGCGGACAUGAAGCAUCUUUUUCAGUGGGCCAUGCGGCAUCUGGGUGUCGCAAACCCGUUGAACACUUCAGCGCUGCCGCAGCCGGCACCAAGAACGCCAGAGCAACCGCAGCCCCGUACUCCUCCUCCAGUUGAAGAGGAGGCUCCCAGAAGUGAUGCAGUAGCACAGCUCCCGCAUCACACGAUGGCGGCACCAAAGUCAGUGCUGAAAAAGCCCGGCCAGCCAUCUGGGCCUGUGCGUCGCGUGCAGCACGCUCAAGAAGAUUUUCAGGUAAUGGUAAUAUCCCACAAGUCGUGCGGCGAGGGUUUGUGGUUUCAAUGCCCUGGAUCUUUCGUCAAUUGCGACACGUGCGACCGGCCGGUGCCGCAAGCUAUGGGCUGUCUACAGGGCGCUCCAGCUCGAUCACAAUUUGCCCAACACUUGUUCCUGUGCCAAGAUUGCUCGUCUAGACCGGGCUAGCGAGUCUCAUAUUGAAUCGCCGCGGGUACCGAACAUUUGGACCGUUGCCGCGCGUUCAUUAUGUAAAAUAGAUCAUUUCUCGAGAUUAGCUUUUAGUUGCACAGAGCUGCAGCUAUGGGGUUUGCUGCAAUGAAUGGUGACUUCGUGUUUCAGAG